AUGAAUAGCACCCAUCUGCUUGCAGUCUCACAAGGCUGGGACUCAGGCCUAAAAUUCACAAAGGCAAUUGCACUGGGUGCUAUUACACUACUGAGUAUUCCAGCAGGGCAAAGUCUUUUCUCAGAGGCAGAAUAUGGAGAGAAACCAAAACAUCGAAAUGAGUGUCAACUCUACGAAGAUGAAGAUGGCCAAGCUACAUUUACUUCCAUGCAAGAGUUUUCGCAAUCAACGCAGGCCACUCUAUCUCUAAUUAUGAAUAUUAUGGGCUGUGUGGUAUGCUUCAAUGACAGCAAGAACGCUUUAAUAGACCGAUCUGGUGGUGAAUCCUUGCUUGAUCACCAGUUACAAAUGGCUAUAUGGGUACUUUUAUUGAUUCAAUGUGUUGCAAUUUGGCGAGAGCCACAAUGUACAAAUCGUUUUGCUCUUGGCUUGCAGGCCAGUGUCUGUCAGUUGCUCUCAGCGCUCUCAUUAUCAGCUGGUCUAUAUUCUAGCGUAAAGUUCGACCAAUCUAUUCGAAUGCGUUCACUUUUCCAGCUUGGGGUUUCCAUCGCCGCAUGUGGAUGCCACCUUCUUACGCCCAGGCGACCCCACGUCUUCCGAAAUGGCGUGCUGGUUAGUCCAGAGUCCACUGUCAGCUUGAUAUCGCGGAUGACAUUCAUGUGGAUGAGCCCUUGGCUGGCAGUAGGAAAACUGCCACGAGCUCUUGAAGUUUCUGAUACUCACGAAAUUCCCCAAAAAGCCCGUUCUCUAGAGUCGAAUAACGUAUUCAUGCAGACACGCGUGGACAGAUUUCAAUGGACCCGAACAAAUCUCCUGUGGACUUUGCUGCGUCUACAUAGUGUCGCGUUCACAACGCACCUGAUAUGUACCCUCCUGGUUACAUCUUUCAAUUUCAUUCCGCAGGCCUCGCUAUUUGCUACUCUGAGAACGUUGGAGGAGGGAAGUCGCCAAGGGCCUGUCCUUUGGCUUUAUGUCGCCGGACUAGCGAUACCGCCAAUCAUAUCGGCUCCGUUCGAUGCAUAUAAAUACUGGGUCGCCCAUAGUACCUUCAUCCUAGGGACACGCCAAUAUCUCACGCCUGCCAUCUUUUCAAAAGCCUUGACUCUUAACGGCAAAUUGCAGACAAAAAAAAGCACCGAAUGGGGGGAUAGCGACAGUGCGCAUCGCAUUGUGAACCUGAUGACGGUGGAUACCACAAAGUGUGGGCUGGCCUUCAAUACUGUUAUGCAAAGUAUCUGGACGUCUAUGAACCUUCUAGUCUCGGUCUAUUCUCUUAUCGGUCUCCUCGGUUGGCACAGCGCGUUGACUGCUAUUGUGGUUGUUGCUUUGACCUUUUUGGUUAGCAGCCAAGCAACCAAAAUACAGAGUACAGCCAGGCGAGAAACGCGAAUGCUUCGAGAUAAGAGACUAUCCAGUCUAACUGAAGUAUUUCGUUGUAUCAAGAUGGCCAAAAUAAUGGCCCUUGAAAAGCAAUGGGAGGAAAAGGUGAAAGGGGUCCGUGAUGCUGAGCUCCAGAAAUCUCACACUAUACUAGUCUGGGAUCUUUUUACGAGAUCAUUGUAUCUGAUUACGCCCACUCUUCUGUCGGUAUUGCUUUUGGGAACGCAUGCAUGGAUUUAUGGUGAAAUCAAGCCGGCAAAGGCAUUCGCGGUCAUUUCAAUGUUGAACACCGUUCAGACCUCCAUGUCUGCUAUUCCGGGUAUCAUUCCAUCUUUCAUGGAAAGCCUGACUGGUGCAGAGCAUCUGGCAGAAUUCUUGAAUGCGCCGGCGAGGAUUCAACAAGUGAUCCAAUCCGACACAAUCGAGUUUCGCAAUGCCUCAAUCUCCGGCCCUGGUGGCCCUAUAAAAUCUGGGAAAGCAAGACUCGAAGAUUUGAGUUUACAAUUCCCACAGGGAAGCUUAAGCCUCAUAACAGGCCCCACAGGUUCUGGUAAAAGCUUACUGCUCGCAUCAAUCCUCGGUGAAUGCCACCUACACGGGGGUACUAUCCACGCUCCCAUCGCUCAGCCAUGGGACAGCACGGUGGACAGUGGUUGGUUAAAUGACUCAAUAGCCUAUGUGGCCCAGAGUCCUUGGAUAGAGGCCGCGACUGUCAAAGACAACAUCCUCUUUGGUCUUCCAUAUGAUUCUGGGAGGUAUAAUCAGGUUAUCCAUGCUUGUGCUCUACAACCCGAUUUAAACUCUUUCCAAAUGGGCGAUCUAGCUGAAGUAUGGGCUAAUGGAGCCAACCUCAGUGGAGGUCAACAAUGGCGUCUCACCAUGGCGCGUGCGCUUUACUCACGAGCUCGAGUGCUAGUCAUUGACGAUAUCUUCAGUGCAGUUGACGUACAUACUGCUCGGCAUCUAUAUGAGCACACAUUGACUGGUCCCUUGUCAUCCGGGAGAACACGCCUUCUGGCCACCCACAGCUUAGGUCUCUGCUCGCCGCGCACAGCAUAUUUGGUUUGCCUUGACCAGGGCAGGGUAUCAUUUGCAGGGACUGUGGAAGGCUUUCAAGGUGUCAACCAGUUGCCUGUGGCUAGGAUAGAGCCAUCGAGCGAUAACCCGACAGAUUUCCAAGAAUCUCGUCUUCCUGAUUCAAUACAUCCUCCUCAAGCUGUGGAGAAAGAGCCCACGGUGUCGAGUAUGCAUCAAUGGUCUAAAUUCUGGAUGUAUACCCGAAGCAGCGGAACAACUGCACAUUGGAUAUUGACAUUGAUCAUUUUUGUUGCAUACGGUAUUGCGUUACUGUCGCAGGCAUGGUGGCUUGGGGAAUGGAGUACACAACUAGAUGACCUACAUGACUCGCAGUUUAACGGCCAAGAAAGAACACAUCCAGCGCUGAGAAGAGGCCUCGCCAUAUACCUCGGACUCUCUGGACUCCUAAUCACGCUCAGCGUCGCCCGUAUCUACGCCGUCUCAGUGGGAGCAUGGCGUGCCUCCCGCAGACUAUUUCGAAUUGUUCUCGCCCGAACGCUGGCAGCCCCUACUCAGUGGGUCAACACAAUGUCCCUUGGUACCAUUCUUGAUAUGUUCUCAGCAGACUUCGACACAGUUGAUACACUACUUAGCACACACAUGCAAGAUGUAUUAACUUCCGGAGUCGAUGUAAUCAUCGCCCUAACCUCAGCUACCGUGACCCAGCCUCGAUUACUACCCGCGGUCUUCAUCCUCGCAACGUUUGCUAUCCAUGACACCAAAAAAUACCUCGCAGCCGCGCGUAAGGUUAAGAGGCUUGAAGAUUCCAUAAGAGGACCAAUCAUCAAUUAUGCGACAUCCUGUCUACAGGGUAUCUCGACAAUCCGUGCCUACGGAAAGACAGAGCAAUCCUUAGCACGCAUGGGGGAACAGCUUGAAGAACGAUGUCGAGCAUCACGGCAUAUCGCGCUCCUCAAGCACUGGCUUGCAGUUCGAACUGAUAUUCUUGGAGCAUUUUUCGUGUCUAUAACUGCAUCUGUGAUGAUUGGGCUUCCAAAUGUGGAUGCGGCAUCUGUAGGCUUCGUCAUUACAUUUGCCAACCAACUCGCACAAUCAUUUAAAGUGGCUAUAUAUCGCUACCAGAAUUUCGAGCUAGAUCUUGAUCCUCUUGGACGGGUGUUAGAUUACACUCAGCUUGAGACAGAAGGGGGCGAAGACAGAAGCUCUACCACCUCUACCGAGUGGCCCAGCACAGGAGCGAUAGAGGUCUCUGGCCUCGUGGCUCAGCACGGUCCUGAUCUCCCUCCAGUCCUGAACGGGAUAACAUUUCGGGUUGAGGCAAAUCAGCGAGUGGGAAUUGUCGGACGGACAGGCGCAGGAAAGUCCUCAAUUGCGCUAGCAUUAUUACGGAUGCUCAGCAUAACGCAAGGUCACAUCAUGGUGGACGGGGUAGAUAUUGCAACGCUUCAUCCUCAACGUGUCCGGAGCCGCUUGGCUAUGAUUCCACAAGACCCAAUGUUGACCAAGGGUACGAUCCGAUCGAAUCUUGACCCGUUCGACGAGUUUGGAGAUCAACAGUUAGUUCACGCGCUUUCUUUGGUCGGUUGGCAUGGUGUAGCGGGUAAAUUGGCAAUGAAUGAAGAUAAAGAACGUAGUGCUCUGGUUGAGAACACAGAAAAUCUAUCCCAAGGUCAGCGCCAAGUACUAUGUAUUGCGCGUGCAAUUGUCAGAAAUUCAAAGGUUUUGAUUCUCGACGAGGCGACUUCGGCAAUGGACAAAGUGUCUGAAGCCAAAGUCUUGCAGUCUCUGCGGUCCGCGUGUCAAACCUGCUCUUCCAGCUUGUUGGUAAUUGCUCAUCGACUAAGUACGAUUGUGGAUUUCGAUCGAAUUAUUGUGCUUUCAGAUGGUCGGGUACAGGAAUAUGGGAGGCCUUGUGAGUUGAUACAGAUAGAAGGAGGUUCAUUUCGGGGGAUGGUGGAAAAGGAUAUAGAGAGAGACGUAUUGUUCGAGAAAAUUAUUGGGCAGAAAGCGUGA
Messenger RNA from Penicillium angulare, 4431 nucleotides. RefSeq names its product ABC bile acid transporter. Gene Ontology annotation, cellular component: membrane. The transcript has 3 exons. Gene Ontology annotation, biological process: transmembrane transport. NCBI's taxonomy places the organism in Eukaryota, Fungi, Ascomycota, Eurotiomycetes, Eurotiales, Aspergillaceae. The record is from RefSeq and is a predicted model, not a curated record. The coding region runs from base 1 to 4431 and encodes 1476 amino acids. Gene Ontology annotation, molecular function: ATP binding; ABC-type transporter activity; ATP hydrolysis activity.